GGAUACUGUUCACUGGAGAGCUCUGGGAAUUCUUGAGUUUUACGGAACGCUACCCCAGCAUCGUUUACAACAUCCUGCUCUUCGGCCUGACGAGCGCGCUGGGGCAGAGUUUUAUUUUCAUGACGGUGGUGUACUUCGGACCUCUGACUUGUUCCAUCAUCACCACAACCCGCAAGUUCUUCACCAUUUUAGCGUCCGUCAUCCUGUUUGCCAAUCCCAUCAGCACGAUGCAGUGGGUGGGGACGGUCCUGGUGUUCUUGGGCCUUGGACUCGAUGCCAAAUUUGGAAAGGGAGUAAAGAAGACGUCGCAUUGAGGAAAUGGUUGAUCUCUGCAGUUGGAAUGAACUUUUAAUUUAUUGUCUUGUACCUCAAAAUCUGUUUUGAAACUGGACUCAGGAUAGGUAAUCAGAAGGAGAGUGUUUGGAUUUUUUUUUGUUGUUUUAGUUUUUUAAUUCUAAAUUGUCUUAAAAGUGUAAUACUUUAGUUUUAUCUGUAAUUAAGUGCUUUUUUCUUUUUUUUUCUUUUUUCUGUAAUCAAAGCUGCAUUACUAGAUCCUAGCAGCAGGAUGAUAUUCUUGCCUUAACAAGAAAAAACAGUUCAUAUCUUUAUUAAAGAAAAAGAGACAAU
Molecule: messenger RNA, 627 nt
Organism: Leptosomus discolor (cuckoo roller)
Lineage: Eukaryota; Metazoa; Chordata; Aves; Leptosomiformes; Leptosomidae
Source: RefSeq, a predicted model, not a curated record